Molecule: messenger RNA, 1629 nt
Organism: Closterium sp. NIES-65
Lineage: Eukaryota; Viridiplantae; Streptophyta; Zygnematophyceae; Desmidiales; Closteriaceae
Source: the annotation of a GenBank genome assembly
AUGGACGUGGACGUGGUCGUGGACGUGGACGUGGACGUGGACGUGGACGUGGACGUGGACGUGGUCGUGGACGUGGACGUGGACGUGGACGUGGACGUGGACGUGGACGUGGACGUGGUCGUGGACGUGGACGUUGACGUGGACGUGGACGUGGACGUGGACGUGGACGUGGACGUGGACGUGGACGUGGACGUGGACCUGGACGUGGACGUGGACGUGGACGUGGACCUGGACGUGGACCUGGACGUGGACGUGGACCUGGUCGUGGACGUGGACGUGGACGUGGACGUGGACGUGGACAUGGUCGCGGACGUGGACGUGGACGUGGACGUGGACGUGGACCAGGUCGUGGACGCGUGGACGUGGACGUGGACGUGGACGUGGACGUGGACGUGGACGUGUGGACGUGGACGUGGACGUGGACGUGGACGUGGACGUGGACGUGGACGUGGACGUGGACGUGGACGUGGACGGGGACGUGGACGUGGACGCGGAUGUGGACAUGGACGCGGACGUGGACAUGGUCGUGGACGUGGACGUGGACGUGGACGUGGACGUGGACAUGGUCGUGGACGUGGACGUGGACGUGGACAUGGACGUGGACGUGGACGUGGACGUGGACAUGGACGUGGACGUGUGGACGUGGACGUGGACGUGGACGUGGACGUGGUCGUGGACGUGGACGUGGACGUGGACGUGGUCGUGGACGUUGACGUGGACGUGGACGUGGACGUGGACGUGGUCGUGGACGUUGACGUGGUCGUGGACGUGGACGUGGACGUGGACGUGGACGUGGACGUGGACGUGGACGUGGACGUGGACGUGGACGUGGACAUGGACGUGGACGUGGUCGUGGACGUGGACGUGGACGUGGACGUGGACGUGGACGUGGACGUGGUCGUGGACGUGGACGUGGACGUGGACGUGGACGUGGACGUGGACGUGGACGUGGUCGUGGACGUGGACGUUGGACGUGGACGUGGACGUGGACGUGGACGUGGACGUGGACGUGGACGUGGACGUGGACGUGGACGUGGACGUGGACGUGGACGUGGACGUGGACCUGGACGUGGACGUGGACGUGGACGUGGACGUGGACGUGGACGUGGACAUGGUCGUGGACGUGGACGUGGACGUGGACGUGGACGUGGACGUGGACCUGGACGUGGACAUGGACGUGGACGUGGACGUGGACGUGGACAUGGUCGUGGACGUGGACGUGGACGUGGACGUGGACGUGGACGUGGACGUGGACAUGGUCGUGGACGUGGACGUGGACAUGGACGUGGACGUGGACGUGGACGUGGACAUGGACGUAGAUGUGGACGUGGACAUGGACGUGGACGUGUGGACGUGGACGUGGACGUGGACGUGGACGUGGACGUGGACGUGGACGUGGACAUGGACGUGGACGUGGACGUGGACGUGGACAUGGACGUGGACGUGGACGUGGACGUGGACGUGGACAUGGUCGUGGACGUGGACGUGGACGUGGACGUGGACAUGGUCGUGGACGUGGACGUGGACGUGGACAUGGACGUGGACGUGGACGUGGACGUGGACGUGGACAUGGUCGUGGACGUGGACGUUGUUAUAGUCACAGUAGCUCCAAUGGCCUACACCAAGUGA